Molecule: messenger RNA, 354 nt
Organism: Gongylonema pulchrum
Lineage: Eukaryota; Metazoa; Nematoda; Chromadorea; Rhabditida; Gongylonematidae
Source: the annotation of a GenBank genome assembly
AUGCUUCUGGCGCACAACUGGACAGUUCGAGCAGUUUUUGUAUGCGGUACGUCGCGAAGUGAAAUCAGAGAAGAAGUGAAAAGACUCAUUCGUUGCGUGAAAUCCAACCACAUAUCCCGAGAAGAGGCGCUGAAGCAGUUGUUUGAAUAUAUUGCUAUGGAUUCAUCAUCAUAUGUGCUAUCCGGCACAAAGCUGCUUCCUUAUUCCGAUGCGAAUUCAUCGAAAUUCGUGCCAACUGGUGCGAAGGUGGAUGGCAACAGCAGCGGGAAUAUGUCAAACACUACGGAUUUUGGGUAUGUUCUGUGCAAUAAGAAUAUCGUUGUGCAGAUUCAUUCUGGGGGAAUAAUUUUUUGA